Molecule: messenger RNA, 4377 nt
Organism: Hemicordylus capensis (graceful crag lizard)
Lineage: Eukaryota; Metazoa; Chordata; Lepidosauria; Squamata; Cordylidae
Gene: RAP1GAP
Product: RAP1 GTPase activating protein
Exons: 24
Coding region: 324-2504 (726 amino acids)
Biological process (GO): activation of GTPase activity; regulation of small GTPase mediated signal transduction
Cellular component (GO): cytoplasm; membrane
Molecular function (GO): GTPase activator activity
Source: RefSeq, a predicted model, not a curated record
UGGCUCAGUCUGGGGAGGGGCUGGCGCCAGGCCCGGCCUCUCCUCCUCCGGGCUCGGCUUCCUCUUCCUCCUCCUCCUCCUCCUCCUCCACCUCCAGCACCUGGCUCCACGCCCAAAGAGUACACACAUACAGAUCCGGGAGGGAGCCAGCAGGGGAGCAGGGCUGCUUCUCCCCCUUCCUGUGGCUGCGGUGGCCGGCCGGGGUCCUCCUCCUCCUCCGGGCAAGCAAGCUGGCUGUCCCUUACAGCAGCGAACCUCCUCCGAGCCCCGGAGGCAGAGGAUGUGACUGGGAGAGCCCCGGAGGAGGAGGAGGAGGAGGAGGGAUGGCGGUGGGGCGGCCUCCCCCGGCCUCCCCGAGGCUGCUGCUGCUGCUGCUGCCCCGGAGGGAUUCCACCCAGCAGGGCAGCUGGAGCAACACAGAAUUGUUUGAAAUGAUUGAAAAGAUGCAGGGAAGCAGGAUGGACGAACAGCGCUGCUCCUUCCCUCCACCCCUCAAGACAGAAGAGGACUACAUCCCCUACCCCAGUGUCCAUGAGGUGCUGGGCCGGGAGGGCCCGUUCCCUCUCAUCUUGCUGCCCCAGUUUGGAGGCUAUUGGAUUGAAGGGACCAACCACGAGCUGACCAGCAUCCCCGAGACGGAGCCGCUCCAGUCUCCCACCGCCAAGGUGAAGCUGGAGUGCAACCACAUGGCCAGGAUCUACAGGAAGCACUUCCUGGGCAAGGAGCACUUCAACUACUACUCGGUGGACACAGCCCUGGGGCACCUCGUCUUCUCCCUCAAGUACGACGUGAUCGGGGACCAGGAGCAUCUGCGCUUGCUGCUGCGGACAAAGUGCCGCACGUACCACGACGUCAUCCCCAUCUCCUGCCUGACCGAGUUCCCCAACGUGGUCCAGAUGGCCAAGCUGGUGUGCGAGGACGUGAACGUCGACCGCUUCUACCCCGUCCUGUACCCAAAGGCCUCCCGCCUCGUGGUGACCUUUGACGAACACGUCAUCAGCAAUAACUUCAAAUUUGGCGUCGUCUACCAGAAGCUCGGCCAGACUUCCGAGGAGGAGCUCUUCAGCACCAACGAGGAGAGCCCGGCCUUCGUGGAGUUCCUGGAGUUCCUGGGGCAGAAGAUCCAGCUGCAGGAUUUCAAGGGCUUCCGGGGCGGUCUGGACGUGACCCACGGGCAGACGGGGGUCGAGUCCGUCUACUGCAACUUUCGGAACAAGGAGAUCAUGUUCCACGUCUCCACCAAGCUGCCCUACACGGAGGGAGACGCUCAGCAGCUGCAGAGGAAGCGGCACGUCGGCAACGACAUCGUGGCCAUCGUCUUCCAGGACGAGAACACGCCCUUCGUGCCCGACAUGAUCGCCUCCAACUUCCUCCACGCCUACGUGGUGGUGCAAGCCGAGAACCCCUGCUCGGACCACACGCUCUACAAGGUCUCUGUCACUGCCCGGGACGACGUCCCCUUCUUCGGCCCCCCGCUGCCCAACCCGGCUGUCUUCCGGAAGGGCCCUGACUUCCAGGAAUUCCUCUUGACCAAGCUGAUCAACGCCGAGUACGCCUGCUACAAGGCCGAGAAGUUUGCCAAACUGGAGGAGCGCACACGGACCGCCCUGCUGGAGACGCUCUACGAGGAGCUGCACAUCAACAGCCAGUCCAUGAUGGGCCUGGGGGGCGACGAGGACAAGAUGGAGAACGGCAGCGGCAGCAGCGGGGGCUUCUUCGAGUCCUUCAAGCGGGUGAUCCGCAGCCGCAGCCAAUCCAUGGACGCCGUGGGCCUGAGUGGCAAGCGGCAGAACACCGUCUCCACCAGUCACAGUGGCAGCUUCGGACACAACAACCCGGACAUCGCCAAAGCCGCGGGCAUAUCAUUGCUUGUCCCCGGAAAACCGCCGAGUAGGCACGGACGUCGCGGCAGCGCCAUAGGCAUAGGAACCAUAGAAGAGUCCCUGAUCGUCCCUGGGAAGAGCCCGACGCGGAAGAAAUCGGGGCCUUUCAGCUCUCGGCGGAGCAGCGCCAUCGGCAUUGAGAACAUUCAGGAGGUGCAGGAGAAAAGGGAGAGCCCUACUGGGACCCAGGUGACUCCGGACAGCGGCCACUUCGCCCAGGAGCCCAAGUCGGAGAACUCGUCCAAUCAGAGCUCCCCAGAGAUGCCCACCACCAAAAACAGGCCAGACCCUGCAGCGCAGAAGCCCGAGGCCCUGCCGGAUUUCUCGCGCUCCUCGUCCAGCGCCAGCAGCUUCGGCAGCGGGGGGGAGGAGCACGAAGGGGGCCGCGAGGACGACGCCGGCGGGGAGAGCCAGUCCUCGGCGGGGACGCCCCACAAGCGGGACUCCUUCCUCUACAGCACCUGGCUGGAUGACAGCCUCAGCACCACCAGCGGCAGCAGUUCCCCAGGCCCUUCUCGCUCUCCCCAGCCAGACCCCAGGAAACCCACAGACCCUUCGUGUCCGGAAAUCAAAAUCCAGCUGGAACAGGCAGAGAGGCAACCCCCCCACCUGAGCUGCUAGCCCUCUCUGCCCAGUGUCCACGGACGUGCCUCCCCCCAAGCACACAGCGAAGAAGCACAGGCUGAGGGACUUGAGGAAGGCCCCCAUCUUCCUGACGGCACAAGACGACAGCCCCGUCCACAAAGCCGGCCAGCCCAAGCCUCCGUCUUAAGCCCCUCCCCUUCUGGCGGUUGCUUCGGGGUGGGGCACGCUGGGGACGCAGCCGCCCCACGGGGGCCGUGGGCAGCCGAAGUGGAGCGCUGGGGUCUCUCCCUGCCCGGGUCUUCAGCAGCAACCCCACCCCUCCCACGGGCAGCGCUCAGCCACACACACCCCGUCGUCCACCACCAACAGCCCCACAUGAUGUCUUGUGGCCGGCCGAGGGGCACACGAUGAUGCAUCUGACUGGAGCCACGUGCAGAACGAGGAGCCCUGUUGCAUCCAGAGGGCGACAAUCAUUCGCAAGCCCCUGCUUCCCCCGCCCUCCUCCACCCGCCUCUUUCCCUGGUGGAGAUGCCCGUCAGGCUGGUCUGAAGAUGGCAAGAGGGGUGGCGCCUCGGCUGCAGGCAGAGGGUGCACUCGUGCCGCUGGGCAGGCCUCGGAGCAGGGGAGCUCAGGACGGGGACCGGGGAAGCACAAGCCUGGGGGGACCCUUCUGCUCCUCCCCCCCCCAAGAGCGUCUGCAGCAGCCCUCGUUUCCGGAGCCGGCAGUUCAGCAGAAGCCAGAGCAGUCGGCGAGGUGGCCGUGGCUGGGGAGGGCCGCCCAGGACCCCGGGCUAGUGGCCCCCUCCCCACCUCUCCGUCGUCGGGGCCAGCCGUCUGCAGCCUGGCCCGAGCAAACCCGGGAGCCCUCCUCUCUCCAGCCGGCCCGGCUAGGCGUCCACCUCGGCAUUCUCAAGGCCCGCCCGGCAAUCAUUCGAGAGCAGAGCAGAAGCGGGGUGGACCUGGCGGCUGUGCGGACCUGAACAGGCUGCCCUCCUCCCCGCAAUCCAGUUUUUGUUUUCAAACCGCCCCAAGACGGCGGGACCUCACACCCGACGGCUUUCCCUGGCCGUCUGUCCCAAAGAAUCUCUGACAAUCUCUGUGUGGAGCCCUUUUCAUCCCUUCUCGCCACCGGCUGUGCAGUCUGCUGGCGGCAGCCAGGCCUGUGGGCCCUCCUGUGAACUGCUGCUGCCGUCCAGUUAUUUUGGGGAGGGUUAGGGUGAGUGCAGCGGGGGGGGCCUGAGUGCCGCCCUCUCUUCGCUGGCCAAGAGAGCCAGGAAGAGCCCCGGCGGAGGAGGAGGAGGAGGAGGAAGGCCAGGCCGGCUGCCCUCCAUUGCCAUAAUCUCGAGCGGGAGGUCGGCCGGCCGGUGUGCACAGCCAAAGCAGCCGCCUCCUCCACGCAGUGGCCAGUCUGUCUCCAUGCUGUACAGUUUUAUUGGGGGGUGGGGGCAAAGCGCCAACUGGCAACACACUGGCUUGGCUCCCUGCCCCCCUCGGCGCCCCCAGUGCGAGAGGCAGGGAAGCUGUGUACAGAUCCCCCCAAGUGUCCCUAUUUAAUUUAAAACUGCCGACUGUAGGUGUGAAUAGAUAAAGUCCGUGAAUGUCUGGGCCUAUUUUAUGUCUGUGUUGCGUAUAUCCAUAUUUCUCUCCCCCCCCUUUUUUUUCAUUUUUUGUUGUUGGGUUGUAUUUUUUUUAAGAAUUGCACAAAAUCCAUGAACUUUUAAAUUAAUGUUGAGACACUAAAGCUCUUUUUCCUCUCUCUUUUUUAAUUUUUACAUGUCAAGAUUGUCUGGUGUUUCCAGUGACCAUAUGUAUAAAAAAAAAUUCUAUUUAUCGCUAUUCUAAGAAGAUCCUAUUUGUAAAAUGCUUUUUAAGAUGUACAGGCUGGGAAAAUAAAAAACCGAGAACUCUG